Orbicella faveolata is the source of this 1975-nucleotide messenger RNA. Its product is annotated as splicing factor YJU2-like. NCBI's taxonomy places the organism in Eukaryota, Metazoa, Cnidaria, Anthozoa, Scleractinia, Merulinidae. Gene Ontology annotation, biological process: mRNA splicing, via spliceosome. Gene Ontology annotation, cellular component: U2-type catalytic step 1 spliceosome. The record is from RefSeq and is a predicted model, not a curated record.
UCCUCUGAACAUGUUUCCCACUUUUUUCAAUCAGAAUUGUUGCCGCAUUGCAUUAUGGGAAGGCCUAGUAGCCACGUCUCUUGUGCGGCAAAUCAAGAUGUCGGAACGAAAAGUGUUGAACAAAUACUACCCACCAGAUUUUGAUGCAUCUAAAAUCCCUAAGCUUGGACUUUCCAGGGAUCGUCAAUAUGUGGUGCGACUUAUGGCCCCUUUUAACAUGAGGUGUACAACAUGUGGUGAGUACAUUUACAAGGGCAAGAAAUUUAAUGCCAGAAAGGAAACAGUGCAGGGAGAAACCUACCUUGGGCUUUUGAUAUUCCGAUUCUACAUUAGAUGCCCAAGAUGCAUAUCGGAGAUAACAUUCAAGACUGACCCUGAAAGCACAGACUAUGUUUGUGAGAAUGGAGCUACAAGAAACUUUCAGGCUCAGAAACUUAUGGAAGAUGAAGAGAACAGAAAACAAAAGGAAGAAGAAGAGGAAGAGCAAAACAAUCCCAUGAAGGCUCUUGAGAAGAGGACGAAAGAAUCCAAACAGGAGAUGGACAUUUUAGAAAAGUUAGAAGAGUUGAGAGAUCUGAACACAAGGCUUGCUAAUGUUGAUUAUGACUCUUUAUUGGAGUUAAAUGCAAAGGCUGCUGAGCAAAUGCGAGCUAAAGAAGAAGAAGAAGAUGAACAGUUAGUACAGUCUAUAUUUGGGGCCCAGAAGAUCCAAAGAAGAUUAAGUGAUGACAGUGAAGAUGAUGAACUUGAAGAAAACAGAUCAAAAAUCAAAAGUGAAUUACCAGGAGAAAGAAAACCAACAAGAAGAAAAGCUACAGACAUUUUGGCAGAGGAUACCUCCGACACACCACAACCAGCUCAGAAGAAACAGAAGACAUCUGGUAAUGUUAGCAUUGGAAAGCUGCAGAAUAAAUCUCAACUGGCAUCUUUAGUAAAAGUGAAUAAAGACAAAACUAAUGGACAAAAAGCUGCUGUAAAAGCAGCUAUUAAAUCAGAAACUGUCACACCUGCACAGGACAACAUGUUACAAGAUUCACAGAAAGACCUUGGGAAAGUGGAUCAGGACAUCAAAGCUGGAACAAGUGCACUUGGUUCACUUGGAAUGUUAGGAGAUUACAGUAGCAGUGAAGAUUCAGAUCAAUAGACUUACUUGUGGCCAAAAUAUUAAUGUUAUAUUAUUAUUUUUGUAAUUAUGUACAUAAAUUGCACACUUCAUUAUAUAUGGAUGCGAAUGGGAUAAGCUUCAGUAAAACCAUGAUACAUGAAGGUUUUCUUUUUUUUGGGCUCUCGGAGAUCCUACCUCAUUCGGGCCAGGGUCUCUCAGCUUUCCAUCCUACUGGUAGGGACUUCUGGUAGGGUGGGAAUAGGAGAGACACCGGCAAGGAGGUUUUUAGAGACUAAGUGAAGAGUGUGAACAAACAUAUUGUAAACUGAAUGACAGAUAUGUUAUUAGAUGUUUUGGUGUGUAGUAUCACUGUAUAUUUUUACGAGUUGUGCCAUAUUUUGACGAGCCCAUAAGGUGAGUCAAAAUACAAACGAGUAAAUAUAAAGCAAUAUUACACACUAAAACAUGUAAUAAGAGAUUUAUUAUCCAACUGCUGUAGUCAAUAAAGUUAUCAAUGAAAGAGGGAGAGUGUGACAGUUUUGCAUGCACGCACCGACCUGUAUGACAAACAGGUUUUCUAGUGAGCAAAUAACUGUACAAUAUCGCUGUAUGUAAUUUGGAUGGUAUUUAUUGCAGUUGGAUAAUAAAUUCCCAUAUUGGAGUAGGUACUCUAGACUCAAGAAUCUGUUGAUUUUGGUCCAGCUCAAGAAUGUAUUGAAUUCAGUUGAUAAUGUUCCAUGUUCUUUUUUUAUUAUCUGUAUUUCUUUUAAAUGGGUGAUUAUGGGUUUAUUCUUCUGUUACAUAAAGUUAUAAAAUAAUGUGGAUGUAGUAAACAUGAAAUAAAUUAAAGUCUGUAACAUUUUAAUAUCA